UGCAAAAUCCAUUGCUGAAGGAUCAGAAGAGAUUUUCGACACGUAUUGCUCUCCGUGUUCAGAAUCCGGAAAGACAAAAAAAGCGGAUCAGUUCUGUGUUGAUUGUGGAUCAUACUUCUGUGCUAAAUGUUUGCUGGAUCAUAACAAAUUCCCGGCGUUAAGAUCGCACCAGAUUGUAGACAAGUCCGGACAAAGCGGGCGAAAUGACAGCGACGGAGCCUGAGCUGGACUACCGACAGAAAGAUGUGCAGUCCAUCACGGGAAAUUAGUCGACAUGUUCUGUAAAGAUCACGACGAAGUCUGUUGUCCAGCUUGUAUAGCUAUUAAACACAGGGCAUGUGUUAAUGUGGACUACUUGCCUGAUGUUGCUAAAGGAAUACAGAAGAGUUCGGAGCUUGAUGACACAAGAAAAGCACUCGAGAAUGUUCUGAUAAGAAUGAAACAGGAACAAGAAACAAAGAGAAGUAAACUGACGACGCUUCAUCAUGAAAAGGAGAAGUUAUUUGAAGAAAUAGAAAACUUCAAGAAUGAGCUUAUCAAGAAGAUCGAAGAGCUUGCAGAAACUUCGAAGCUACAAAUAUCAUCAAAGUAUGAAGAUAUAAGAAAAGACGUACAGUCCGAUUUGGAUACGCUUGGUACUGCUAUUUCAACAACAACGACAAAUCUGCAGAAACUGUCCAGCAUAAACGAGUCCCAAUUGUUUGUGAAUGUUAAAACAAGCAAGGUAUCGAUCAAAGAUUGUGAAACACUUUUGAGGAAGCAAACAACAGGAAAGAAAACUGAAGAUUUGAAAUUUUUAUUGAAUAGCGAAAUAAAAGAAGAACUAACAAGCAUGAGCUUUUUAGUUACUGCUGAAGAUGUCAAAGAUUACAAAGCCAUCUUACAUGGAACGUUCAAGAUAAAUCCGAUGCACUGUGAAAUUACAGGUGCAUGUGCCAUGGAUGACGGGAGAUAUGUGAUUGCCGAUCAUACACAUUCAGAACUGACGAGGCUUAAUGGAAACCUCACGGUAGAAGAUCAUAUUAAGGUUGAUGGACAACCGUAUUCGGUAUGCAGAGUAGGACCAAAAGAAAUUGCUACAUUUCUUAGUGGUACAAAUAAAAUUCAGUUUGUGUCUGUUGGACAACGUAUGGAGCUGAAAACAUAA
Molecule: messenger RNA, 1147 nt
Organism: Mercenaria mercenaria
Lineage: Eukaryota; Metazoa; Mollusca; Bivalvia; Venerida; Veneridae
Exons: 2
Coding region: 275-1147 (290 amino acids)
Source: RefSeq, a predicted model, not a curated record